AUGGCACACAGGCCUCAUGGCAAAUCCCUAACAGCGGGUCUUCUCCCGAUGGCGCCUUCUACCUCGCAGCAAGCAGCAGCUCCAAAGCCAAACUUCACCAGGACUACGAGUCCACGGCUGAAGCUUUUGGUACGCCGAUUACCUCCGGGCCUAACUCAGGCAGAAUUCGACGUGGCCUUGGGAACUGAAUGGGCUCUGGGGAAAGGAAAAGUGGAUUGGCUUUCUUAUAAGCAUGGAAAAGUGUCUACUGAUUACCAUUAUACGACUAGCCCCUCGAAACCCUCGAAACCAUCUCGUGCAUAUUUACGAGUCACCUCCUCAGCUAUUGUGGGCGAAUUGUCCGACAAAAUCCGCGGAGCUUCCUUCCAGGACGCACGAAAUACAGCUUCUGACCCCUCCCUAUUGGGUCCGGCGACGCUUGAAUAUGCCCCUUAUCCUCGUGCGCCCGGAGCAAAAGUGCGCAAGGAUGCGCGGUUGGGGACCAUUGACCAGGAUUCGGAGUUCAUCGCUUUUCUGGAGAGCCUGACCAACCCCGUCCCCAAGCCAAGCUCAGACGACCUUCUGGAGCCUGAAAGGGAAGAAAAGAUCACAAUCACGCCACUAAUUCAAUUCCUCAAAGAGAAGAAAGCAAAUAAAGCGAGAGAGGCCAGUCUCCCUAGCAGAGCAACCAAACCAUCGAGACCUGCUCCCAAAGACUCAAAGGCAGUCCAGGCGAAAAAAGUUCUCAGUCGAACCGAAAAGCCUGCCCCAGCUGCAACCGAAAAGAAGGGGAAAAUCGAAAAGGCCGCCAAGGAUACCGUUAAAGCAACCAGCAAGCAGGUCGCUGGUCAAGCUCCAAAGCACAAAGGGGGAAAGUCGGCGGUUGCUGCUAACCAAAUCGAACCAACACAGCCACCCUCGCCGUCUGCGCCAACCCUGGAACGGAAACGGGAGCGUGGGAAUUUGACCGCUGCGACUAAGAUUCUGCGCCGGGACUUGGGACUAGUCCCUCCUCGCAGAAGAGGAGAUAAGCCAGCGCCCACCGACAGUACACCCACAGCAGUUGCACCGAAGGAAUCUCCUUCCGCGUCAUCUGCAGAAACGGCGAAACAAGAAUCGGCGGAUACCAGACAACUUCGGCCGGAGGCACCACCCAAGGUAUCCACUCCACGUCUUCUGAAAAAGCCACCUAUAGAGCCUUCCGCUGCGCGUAACCAAAAGGCAAACCCCCCUACGGGUCCUAAAAAUGCUCCGCCUUCGAGCCCAAAAGUUCCGGCACCACGAUCGACUGCCACCCAGGCGUUCUUAAAGCAUGCUAACCCAUCGCAGGGAGUAACAGAAGAGCUACUAGACGCCGGGUUUUCAAAGUUUGGAAAAGUUGUCAAAGUCGAAAUCGACAAGAAGAAAGGAUUUGGAUAUAUUGAUUUCGCAGAUCCAGAGGGAUUGCGGAAAGCGAUACAAGCAAGUCCUGUGCCAAUUGCACAAAGUCAAGUGGUGGUUUUAGAACGGCGGUCAACGGCGGCUGUGGCUCAAGCCCGUGGAAGCCAUAUCCGAAACCAUGCACCAUCGCCGCCGCCGCCGCCUCCGCCAGCACCACCCAUGACGGUAUCAACGGCUGCUUCAGGAGAAGGUUCUCCUGCACCAUCCCGACCACUGCCCAAAGGCCCCAGGGGUGGAGGUCGUGGAGGGGCAAGGCAUCGCGGUGGUUACGGCAGAGGGGGCAGAAAUGCUCCUCCGCCGCGUUGA
This is a messenger RNA of Uncinocarpus reesii 1704, 1725 nucleotides long. RefSeq lists its product as uncharacterized. Gene Ontology annotation, molecular function: mRNA binding. Bases 1 to 1725 code for a protein of 574 amino acids. Lineage: Eukaryota; Fungi; Ascomycota; Eurotiomycetes; Onygenales; Onygenaceae. Gene Ontology annotation, biological process: nuclear-transcribed mRNA catabolic process, nonsense-mediated decay; positive regulation of translation. The record is from RefSeq and is a predicted model, not a curated record. The transcript is spliced from 2 exons. Gene Ontology annotation, cellular component: cytoplasm; nucleolus.